Molecule: messenger RNA, 1169 nt
Organism: Prunus dulcis (almond)
Lineage: Eukaryota; Viridiplantae; Streptophyta; Magnoliopsida; Rosales; Rosaceae
Exons: 2
Coding region: 209-811 (200 amino acids)
Source: RefSeq, a predicted model, not a curated record
GGCCGAAAACCCCCAGUCCUCAAUCAUCUAAGCCACCAAAAUCAAAAUAUUCCCAACGCAAAACCUAAAGCUUAAAGCCAUAAACCCUCACCAAGCGACUGUUUUCUCCUUCAUAUCCCCAAAACCCAAAAACCCUAUACUUAAUAGGGCGAUGUCGUAAAACCCUACAUACCAGUCCGAACCCGAACCCGAAACCAAGGCGACCACCAUGAACUCCUUCACCAACACCACCAACUUCGACAACCUCAUGCUCCAAACCCUCAUGGGCAGGCUCCAAAUCCGACCCCCAACGAACAACUCCUUCCUCUCGCAAACCCUCGAAGAACUUCUCUUCGACGCCGCCAAUCUCUCUGGCGAUGAAGACGAUGACGACGAGAACAAGACCCAGCUCGCCAAAGAAGAAUCCAAGCUCGAGAAGGACAUCAUCCGGGUCAUUCUCAGCGGCAAGACGGAUUCCCUCAAACCCAAUUCGGGUCAGGCGGUGACGAUUGGGGAGCAUCACAUUUGUGUCGGGUUUCAUGAGGAAACGGGUUCGGAUUAUCGGGUCUGGGAGUGGCAUGGGCAUAUCAUGCUCUUCGAUGAAGAAAAUGGAUACACUCCAGAGUAUAUAUAUGGGAAUUACUUUGAGAGACUGAUUGGCAAGGCUCGUACUGGCAGUAGUGGUGUUCGUGUUGAGGAGGAGGCUAAGGAGGAAGAGGAGGACAAAGAGCAGGUGGGAAAUUUGGGGCUCAGGGAAUUGAUUGAUGGUGGGGAUUCGGGUCAGGGUCGGAUUCUUCAUCGGAAUAUCAAUGCUGGUUCUUCAAGGGUUUAGUGGAGAUCAAAGAUUUGGUUUGCAUAAGAAGUAUUAAAGAAGGAGCUGGCAAUGAUCUUCUCAUUUCAUUGUUUACUUGGGGUGGGAGAUCAAGGCUACUUCAAUUUAACAUGGUAUUUGUAUGCAGUUUUCUGUUAGCUUUUGUUUGACUUUCCAAUACGUUGGACAGUACAGAAGAGGAAGAAGAUAUGUUUUGUGAGACUUCAUUAUGUUAAAGUAGUUUUGGAUUAGCUUAUCAAUGGACGAAAUCCAUCUUUGAUAUUACUUGGUUGUAAAUUUUAGUUUUGCCUCAGCGGCUUGGCUUGUGGUUAAAACGAAGGGUCCAAUUUUGGGCCAUUGGCGAUCAUUUUCAUCGAAA